AAUAUUAUUUCUCAUUUUCAGAUUUAGAAAACCCCUCUUUUGAUUUUGAAGAAUAGGGUCUUCAUCUGUUGAAAACUUGAAGUUUGGCCCCUCUUCUCUUGUUACCCCAAAUUCAUGAGAAAACGCCAAUCGUUGAUUUUUCUUUCAGACAUAGAAACAAUUCAAUAUAAAGCGCGGGAUACCCAAAAGUUUCGCUCUUACUCUCAAAUCUAGUACAAGUUUUGAACUAGUGAGAGCAACGAAACACAGAGCUUUCUCACUCCAAAAGCUACUACCCAUGUUUCGCAAUCGGGUUGUUGAUGCAUGAAGAUGGGUUUGUCAUGAACUUUGCUGUAACCCCUUUGAAGAGUUUGAAGAUGAAGGUGGUAUAGUGCUGUUGUAGGUUUAUCUGGUGAGUUUGGAGGCUGUUUUUGAGCAAUUCCUUGGUGGGUUUUUGUUGAAAGAGAUCAAUCAGUGGGUAGAAAAUGUUGGGUAGUGAGCAACCUCUGGAUUUGUAUAAGCUUUUCAUGGUGGUGAAGGAGAAAGGCGGUUAUGAUGCGGUUUGUAAGAACGGGUUGUGGGAUUUGGUGGGGGAAGAAUAUGGGUUGGGUGUGAAGGUUGGAGCGUCUGUGGAAAUGGUUUACAGUAAGCAUUUGAGUUCUCUUGAGACAUGGCUGAAGAAUGUUGCUGAUAGUAAGUUCCCUGAGUGUGAUUUAGUGAAUGAUAGAGUUCAAUUCGGCAAGCGUUUGAUGGAGGUUCAAGCUGGAUUCAUGUUGGAUGGUGAUGAUGAUGAUGAAAAGGUCAAGAGGGUGGUAUAUGGCUACCUAGAUGGGAGGAAGUUGUGGGGUACAAAUAGAGUGAAGGGCUUUAAUCCAGAGUUGAAUGUGGCUGAACUUGAGACGGUGUAUGACUAUCUAGAUGGGAGGAAGUCGUGUGGUGCUAAUAGAGCGCAGAGCAAGAAUCCUGAGUCUAAUGGGGUCAAGAAAGUUCAGAAUGGAGGGCUCGUUGAUUCUAAUAUGCAGGACCAUUGGGCGAAUGAGCCUAGUCUCGGAAACUUCUGCAACCAUACAGAUGCCAUGGAAACACUGAAAGAGUUUGAUGCAGACAAAAUAUUAAUAGUGGAUGUAUCUGGUAUGAUAAAAAACAUGCCUGGAUUAUCUGAUGGAGGCAAGAGAUGCGAGAAUGAUAGUCACAAUGUCGAUGUAGUGAAAUUGGAUCCAUCAAGUGUUAAUAAAGAGAGCUCUGGUCGUAAGAGGAAGAGAAAUUCUAGGUCGGAGAUGCUAAGCUGGGUUAGUGGCAUUGCAAAGAAUCCUUGUGAUCCUAUAAUUGCUUCAGUUCCAGAAAAGUCUAAGUGGAAGUCUUACAGUAAUCAAGAAAUCUGGAAGCAGGUUUUGUUGUUUCGAGAAGCUGUCAUUCUUAAAAAAGGUUCUGAAUCAAGCAGUGAACAGCAGGGUCCAAGGAUGCAUCCAUCCAUGUAUGAUGAUAACUUUGGGGCAAAUUACAAUCUUAGGCAGAGGUUUCAAUGUAACAAGAGCCCUUUAUCUGGAAAAUCUACAUCAAAUGGAGCCUCUUCAUCUGGGCGAACAGGAAGAAGUUUAGAGAGAAACCCUGGUAAAAAGUCACAUAACUCUGUGCUCUCACAUCUGGACAUUCCUCUAGGGCCAGACCAUCAAGCUGAAAUGCCUGAAUGGUCUGACAUGAGCUAUGAGAGUGAUUCCAAGUGGUUGGGGACCAAAAUAUGGCCAACAAAAGCUGUGAAUUUCAAUCUUCUUGAAAGGGACCCUAUCGGAAAGGGAAGACAAGAUUCAUGUGGUUGCCAAGUACAAGGUUCUGUCGAGUGUGUCCGAUUUCACAUUGCUGAAAAAAGAGCUAAAGUGAAGAUGGAAUUGGGUGUGGCUUUUUAUCGGUGGGAGUUACACAAGGUAGGUGAAGAAGUUAGUCAUUCGUGGACAAAGCAAGAAGAGAAGAAAUUCAAAGAUGUGGUAAAAGCAAACCCGCCUUCAUCGGAUAGAUGUUUCUGGGAUCAUAUUUUUAAAGCAUUCCCUAUGAAGAGCAGGGAAGAUUUAAUCAGCUACUACUUCAACGUCUUCCUCUUGCAGCGCGUAGGACACCGAAGUCGGCACACUCCAGAGGACAUUAAGAGUGAUGAUGACGAAUCAGAAUUUGGACCAUUGAGGAAUGUUUUUGGACGUCCGACCCAUACCUUAUUACCCCCUAAGAAAUCACAGACAAAGGGGAGAUAGCAUGUGAAUGUGAGUCGAAUCAUGAGCUUCAUUGAGAAUGUAAAUUGAUAACUUUUCUUCACUACAGCAAAAUUUCAAGUAUUCCUUUGCUUAGGAUAUCAAAUCGUCAUUGCUUUUGAGGAGUAGCAGUUUGCUUUGGUGUAGGAUCAAUUUAUGAGAGAUGAAAAAUAUUGUCUUUGGGGGUGGAAGCUGCCAACUAUGACAGCAUAGAAGUUGGGGUUGCUUUUAGUUUACAAGCUUCCAAUUUUGAGACAUACCUUCUGUUUGUUCACAGUGAUAUAUUGCAGCUGCAGGUACUCUUAAAUGCACAUAUUUUCACCAGGUUUUGACCACAGGGGUACAUACAACUUACAAAAACAGCAUCAGGAAAUAUAGACCAACAUUUUAAGAGGAUCAUCAAACAAGUACAGUGUAGUUGAGUUUUGAUUUCAGCCUUUCAUCUGAUGCGAGUUUCUAUGUGAAUGUUUUUUGUUUCCAUUGCAAUACAUUGUUUUCGACUCAGUAUUUGCAAGUUUGUCUAUUUCCUUUUCUAACUCUGAAGUAAUUCUAUGGUUGAAUCAUUGAACCUUGAACAAGUACUUCAAUCGGUUUAAUGACCGUUUCAAUUUUAAAAAUGUUGAUGUUUAUAA
Messenger RNA from Lotus japonicus, 2851 nucleotides. RefSeq names its product AT-rich interactive domain-containing protein 2-like. The transcript is spliced from 3 exons. NCBI's taxonomy places the organism in Eukaryota, Viridiplantae, Streptophyta, Magnoliopsida, Fabales, Fabaceae. Gene Ontology annotation, molecular function: DNA binding. The coding region runs from base 465 to 2222 and encodes 585 amino acids. The record is from RefSeq and is a predicted model, not a curated record.